GAUGCUUUAAACUCCAUUUUCGACGAUGUCGUCUCUUUACAAAAACAGUUCGUUUUGGGUUUUGUUGUUAUUAUAUAUUUAUGCUCGCGUGUCCAGCGGUGAAGUAAACGUCACCGCUACAGAUCCAGCGGACACGAUGAAACAAACCGCGUCUUUCAUCCCCGCGGCUGUUGUGGUCAACUCGCCUGUGUUUAAACCCGGCGUGGACUCCGUGUUCUCCCUCCACCUCCGCUCGUCCUUCCCAGAAUACCUGGAGAUCAGCGACUACUGCAGCGAGAUGCUCGAAAUAUUCGGACUGAAAUAUGUCGCCUAUGUGGACUGCUUGGUGACUGCUGCCCGACCCGUUCAAGUUUGCCAGAAGUGUUUCUCCAGUUACGGCAGCCUCACGGACACCUACGUGAACAUCUCGUCGGACCAGAUGGGUCCUGGUAAUGCGAGCUGCCGGGACAGCCUCCUGCGCAGUGACCGUCUGAUGCUGGUCUACCUGCUGUACAGCAACAUGCAAGACAUUUGGCGCAAAUCGCAAUGUGACCAAUGUAUCACGGGAGGAUUCCAGAGCCUCACCAAUGACACGAUGUACUUCUUGGACACGGUCAACCAAACUAUCACCUGCUUUAAGAAGGAUCAACAGGGGAAUCAUUCAGAGCUGUGCAAAGAUUGUAAGAAAACAUACAAAGGCCUGAAUGAGCUGUACAGCAGAAUGGAGACGAAUCACACUUUGUGUAUCGACAUCGAGGAUGCGAUGAAUAUGACUCGAAGACUGUGGAGUAAGAAAUUCAAUUGUUCCUUCCCGCGAGAGGAGACGGUGCCUGUCAUCGCCGUGUCCAGCUUCAUGCUCUUUCUGCCCAUCAUCUUCUACUUGAGCAGCUUCCUUCACUCUGAACAAAAGAAACGCAAGCUCAUACACCCCAAACGGGCAAAGUCUUACACCAGCCUGAGGAACAUGCAGAACAAGUUGAGCUGAAGAGGAGACGGGUGAUGGACAACAGCUUUUAUUAGAAGCUAGAACCCGGGAGAAGAUUGGACUCGUCAUCAUCUUGUGCCGGAGGUUCGACUGUAGCAGACUCAACAACAGAAACAGCUGUUUGUGUUUCAAGAGACUGUGGUCAGUAUUCAGAGGACUUCAAGAAUCUAGAUAUGAGAAUGAAAAGCUUUGGGCACCUUUUUGUGCUUUUCUGUUGUUUCUUUACAUUUGCUUUCAUAUCCUCGAUAUAUUCUUCUCAAAAAGAACUAAAUUGUAUUUGAAAUGCAUAAAACAACAGUAUACAUUGUCUUUCUGCCAAACAACAGUCUGCGUCCUACUGAGUUUUAAUUUGUGAUAAUCUUUAUCGAUAUUAAGCUUGUUUGAAUCGAGUGAUAUCUAAUUUAUAAAAUCAGUUUAUUCUUCAUGUUGCUGCACAGAUCCGGCCUCCUUCCUUUCAACUCGUUAACAAUCUUCGCGUAGCUCAGUGCAUUCUGUAGCCUGGUACACAUAGCUGUCACUAGAAAGAGUGAGUGGCUUGUGUGCGUGCAAGUGAGUGCGUGUAUGAACUCUACUUAUGGGUUGAAAAAAUGGGGUUUCUGUCUCUAAUGUAUGUCCAGAAGAGAGCUGCAAAAAAGGAAGCACUUGAUGUCCAUUAGUGGUGACAUGUAUCUGCUGUAAGAAGAGGGGGGUGCACACAUCAGUGGGGUGGGGGAAGUAGAUAAAGACAUUACACACAGAAGUAAGAGCACUCCAGAGUUCCACACUGUGAUGUUACCUGUUUUCCAGUCAGGGUUUUUUGUGGUUGCAUAAAGCUUUUAAUGUGCUUUGUUGUCGUUUUCCACAGAUGUUUAACUUAAUUUGUGAAGAGGCUUCUGACUGCUCAUGACAGUGAAGUCUCAUUUAUGUCUCCUUUGUGAGUGUUGAAUUGAUGAAUUUUUCGAUUUAAAAAUGCAUUUGCUGUGAAGUAAUGUAAACCUUAAUUUUGAAUGCAUAAACCCAAAUAAAUGUUUUUACAUUAGAAAAAAACCAAAGAUGCAAGUGCUGUAAUUUAACCACUGCCACAGUUUCCUGCCUAUGGUUUAGAAGAUUAUUAUAGUGGUAAGUAAGUAUACAUUAGUAUAGUUAGUCAAGAAAGAAUACAUUUUACUAUAUAGUUCUAUUUUACACUACUUUAUAUUUAUUGUUUACUAUAUUUCACAUGGAAAUAUUGUGCUUUAAUACCAUUGCAUAUUUGACAAAGACCAGUUAUAUUUCAGAUUAAAAUUGUCAUUAAAAAUAUAUCACAGACUCUGAA
This is a messenger RNA of Pseudoliparis swirei, 2258 nucleotides long. It is a transcript of the gene ostm1, whose product is annotated as osteoclastogenesis associated transmembrane protein 1. The record is from RefSeq and is a predicted model, not a curated record. Lineage: Eukaryota; Metazoa; Chordata; Actinopteri; Perciformes; Liparidae. The transcript is spliced from 6 exons. Gene Ontology annotation, cellular component: cytosol. Bases 26 to 964 code for a protein of 312 amino acids.